Hordeum vulgare subsp. vulgare (domesticated barley) is the source of this 2304-nucleotide messenger RNA. Its product is annotated as putative B3 domain-containing protein Os08g0325100. Bases 482 to 2059 code for a protein of 525 amino acids. NCBI's taxonomy places the organism in Eukaryota, Viridiplantae, Streptophyta, Magnoliopsida, Poales, Poaceae. The transcript is spliced from 5 exons. Gene Ontology annotation, molecular function: DNA binding. The record is from RefSeq and is a predicted model, not a curated record.
UGAUAAAAAAAUUGUUGGCGUAUAGCUGUUUGACAAUUAAUAUUGAAAUAUAGCCGUUAGACAAUUAAUAGUUUCGUGGAUGUUGGUAUAAUAUAGCCAUUGGACAAUUAAUAGUCUUUUGGCCUUUUGUAUAAUAUAGCCGUUGGACAAUUAAUAUUCCAACGGCUAUAUUUUGGUAGUAAGGCUAUAAAUACGACAGCUAUGUAUUUAAACAUUCAUAUUUUCAAACGCACUCAAGAGAGAGAGCGAGAGCGCGCGCUAAGUCUUCAUUCUUUUCAUGGGAUCUUGCCAUAGUCUGAUCUUGGAGUCCUCCACCCUCAAAUUUCAGUGCCAUCUUGGCCAGUACUCCAUCGUCAUUGGUUCGUGCUGAUCUGCUCUCUUCUUCUUUCUUUUUUCUUAUUUUUUUGAAAAGGAGGAUGACCUCUCUUCCUUUCUUGAUCCCACAUUCUACUUUUUGUGCUGCAGGUGGCCAGGUUAAGUGAUGUCUCUGUCUUCUGAAAUAUACACACUGCACGACGAUGAAUACAGCUACAAAAAUUUAGAGGAUGAUAAUAAACAUUUUUUGAUGCCUAUGUUGGGUGAUUUCCAACACAAGAUGAUAAUCCCAAAAGAGUGUGUUCGAUGCCUGAAAGGCGAGAUGCCGGGUGAGAUCAACCUAGAAACUCGAAACAUGGACAGUUACACAAUUAAGGUUGCCAAGUACCAAGAAAAGCAUGUUCUUACAGCGGGUUGGCCCCAAUUCGUUGAGAACUUCCAUCUACAGUUGGGUGACUCCUUGCUAUUCAGAUACAGUGGAGACUCUCUGUUUAGUAUUGUAAUUUUCGAUAAGCUUGGCCGCGAGAAAGCAUCAUCUGUUGUUGUCAAUCCUUUUCCACCACAAGUCCAAGGAAGACGCAACGAAAUCGGGUCUGCUAGAAAAAUAAACGCGCUUGGUGAAACAUGUGAAAUCUGGGAUGACCAUCAGUAUAUGAACUUGGACGAUGAAAAGAAAUAUUUUUUGAUGCGCAUGAUGGGUGAUUUCCAAGACGAGAUGAUCAUCCAAAAAGAAUUUGUUCACCGUUUCAAGGGAGAGAUCCCAGGAGAGAUUGAACUUCAAACAAAGAAUAAAUGUAGAUACAAAAUUAAAGUUGUCAAGAACCAAGAGGAGCAGCUUGUGCUUGCAGCGGGAUGGGGGCGUUUCAUAGAGAAGUUUAGCCUACAGACACGUGAAAGCAUAAUAUUAUUCAGAUACAAUGGGAAGUCCCAGUUCAGUGUCAUAAUCUUGGAUCAACUUGGGCGUGAGAAGGCUUCAUCCGUUGUCAAUCCGCUCCCGCCUCGUGCGCUCAAAAGGCACACAAAUUGUGCUGAAACUGUGAGUCAACAUCCUUCUGAUGGUCAUCCUCUGCCCGUGGAAAGGCUGGUGCAGAGUACUGAUGCAGCGGCUAACAUUCUUCGCCGGCCGACGCAAAUUGCUGAAACCGCGGACUGUUCUCCUCCGCUCAAGAUAAUGCCAUCAACUGCUCAGUUCGAUGUUCAUCAGCAGCAGCAAGCCAUGCUAAUGCAGCCUCCCCUGAACCAUUCCUCCUCCUCAUCACAUGACCAUGUCCAGAAUGCACUUGGUUUCGUGCGUGUUGUUAGAAGAAAGUACGGUCUAACCUCAUCACAGAAGAAGCAGCGGAAGGAUGGUUAUAUUACCACGCAUAGGACCAAGCUAACCUCUGCUCAGGAGCAGCAGGUGAAAGACAUGGUCCAGACCAUCCGCUCACGCAUAGGUGACAUAAUCAUCUUUGUUGCUCUGAUGGGCAGGGCCAAUGUUCUUUCAGGAUUCUCCCUGACUAUCCCAGUCAGGUACGGGGAGGAAUAUUUUGGAGAUGGGAAAGUCAUCUGUUUCCAGCUAGGCAACAAGAAAUGGAAUGUGAGCUUCAGCACUUCGCGCAAGGAUUAUCGGGUCGAAACUGGAUGGAAGAAGUUUGUCAAGGACAAUUGUUUGAAGCUGGGUGAUAUCUGCCUCUUUGAGCCGCAGAGCAACCAGAGGAGUACCAUGGAAGUCCAUAUCAUCCAUGUGAAUGAUGGCAAUUGACUGAUUGUUAUGCCACCAUAUUGCUGCUGUUGCCGAUCUCCCUAACACCGGGUGUUCUUUUGGUGAUGUGGGGUUUAAAAUAUAUGUAGGCUAGUAGAGUCAUGGUUUUACCAAUUAGCUGAUGCCUACUUACCCUGCAUACUGAUGGGAGUUAUUCUUACUGCAACCUACAGUUUGGUUCAACUUUGAACUAGUGUCACUGUGUCGAAUUUAAUACUGCUUUAGUUUAUUGGUUUCUGACUUUC